GCGCGUUUGGUUCCGGACUGCCCGUGUGACGUGGCCGGGAACCGGGGCUGGUUCGGGGCUGGGGGCCUGGCGGCGAGGCCGGGCGGGGCAGAGCCGGGGCGGGGCGCGGCACUGCAGCUGGAUGGCUGGGCCCGCCCGGAGCGCCACAGCUGCCGCCACCGCCGCUGCCGCCGCUGCACGCACGUGGCAUGCCUGGAUGUCCCUGCUCUGGCUGUGGCAUGGCGGGCCAAAGGCUCCUCUUCCUCACUGCCCUUGCCCUGGAGCUCCUGGAAAGGGCUGGAGGUUCCCAGCCAGCCCUCCGGAGCCGGGGGGCUGCAGCAGUCUGUCGCCUGGAUAACAAAGAAAGCGAGUCCUGGGGGGCUCUGUUGAGUGAGGAGCGACUAGACACUUGGAUCUGCUCCCUCUUGGGCUCCCUCAUGGUGGGUCUCAGUGGGGUCUUCCCUUUGUUGGUCAUUCCCCUGGAGAUGGGGACUGUGCUGCGCUCAGAAGCGGGGGCCUGGCGCCUGAAGCAGCUGCUCAGCUUUGCCUUGGGGGGACUCUUGGGCAAUGUGUUUCUGCACCUGCUGCCAGAAGCAUGGGCCUACACGUGUAGCAUCAGUGCUGGUGGUGAGGGGCAGAGCCUGCAGCAACAGCAACGGCUUGGGCUGUGGGUCAUUGCUGGUUUCCUGACCUUCCUGGCCUUGGAGAAGAUGUUCCUGAACAGCAAGGAGAAGGAGGGGCCCAGCCAGGCCCCCAGCAAAGACCCCACUGCUGCCGCGCUCAAUGGAGGCCACUGUCUGGCCCAGCCGGCUGCAGAGCCCGGCCUGAGAGCCGUGGUCCGGAACCUCAAAGUCAGUGGCUAUCUCAACCUGCUGGCUAACACCAUAGACAACUUCACUCAUGGGCUGGCUGUGGCUGCCAGCUUCCUUGUGAGCAAGAAGAUUGGGCUUCUGACCACCAUGGCCAUCCUCCUACAUGAGAUCCCCCAUGAGGUGGGCGACUUUGCUAUCCUGCUCCGGGCUGGCUUUGACCGAUGGACUGCAGCUAAGCUUCAGUUCUCAACAGCACUGGGGGGCCUGCUGGGUGCCUGUUUUGCCAUCUGUACACAGUCCCCCAAAGGAGGAGGGAGUGGGACAUAUACAGUCCCUAGACUCACAGCCAGUUGGGCAUCCUCCUCUACAGAGGAGACAGUGGCCUGGAUCCUGCCCUUCACCUCUGGAGGCUUUCUCUAUAUUGCCCUGGUGAACGUGUUGCCUGACCUCUUGGAAGAAGAAGACCCAUGGCACUCCCUCCAGCAGGUGCUGCUGCUCUGCUCUGGCAUCAUGGUGAUGGUGCUGCUUUCAUUCUUCGUUGAGUAGCCAUCGCUGACACCCCACACUGCAUAGCAAGCAAUAAGACUCCGAUUUGUUCUGUGACUAUGUGUGUGAGAGGUGGAGGGCGAAUGUCAUGAAAACCAGCCUCCCACUAGACAAGGACGGUGUGUGUGAUGUGCAUGUGUGACCAGAGGUGUGUGUGUGAGACCGACACUGUGAUCCCUGUGUGUAGGGCCCAGGGCCCUGCACAGCACCUGCCCCAGCACAGGCCUCACCUGGCACUCCACAAGGAGAGCGGGCAAGGAGCCCAGGACUGCAGAGAACCCCAAAGUUGUCCCUCCUGGACCUAUAGCCUGAGGGAGUAAUUAAACCUCUGCUCAUAGAUCUGGGCCCUGAGCAGCCUAGGGGCAGAGGCUGGGCAGCAUUUCUCUGCUGUCCAUUUUCCCAGCCCUUCCUGCACCACUUCUAUAGCCAAAGAAAAGGGAGGUGGGUGCUUUGUAGCCCUGGCCCACAGAGCACUGAGCAGGCAGCUGCUCUAGGACUUUUUCCUCAGGGCUGCCUGCCUGGCCAGCACCUGUUGACCCAGCAAAUGCUCCCUGGCAGCACCGGAAGUGCUUGCCACUUUAGCUGCCCAACAGCAGCCUGCAGAGUAGCAGGCAGCCUCAGGCUAGAGGCCUCCCAGUCCAACUCAGGGAUGCUCCUGCCAGCACAGGGUCCAGCAGACAUGCCCUGCCACCCUUCUCUGCUCAGGCCCCUUGUCCUUUGGGUUGGGAGUAAGGUGGGGGCGGUGAAGGCUCCACAUUGUCAGCACUCAGGAAUGUGAACUGGGAGAAUGCUGAAGCCAUAAUCCCCAGCUAUUUCCCUUGGCUGACGCCCAGGGACUCAGAUGGCCCACUCUACAGCCAGGCUCUAGCCCUGCCACUCGACUGUGGGUGUUUGAGAAGUGGCCACUGAAGAGUAUGAAUGGUUCCAUAGUAGUCUUGCUGUGGUACAUCUUUAUCUGUAAAUACAUGUUCUAUAGAUAUGAAUAAAUAUUAUCCGGACCAGCUGUCUGCUCCUCACAAAGGUCCGUGGCCAAA
Nannospalax galili (Upper Galilee mountains blind mole rat) is the source of this 2371-nucleotide messenger RNA. It is a transcript of the gene Slc39a13, whose product is annotated as solute carrier family 39 member 13. The coding region runs from base 189 to 1337 and encodes 382 amino acids. Gene Ontology annotation, biological process: intracellular zinc ion homeostasis; zinc ion transmembrane transport. NCBI's taxonomy places the organism in Eukaryota, Metazoa, Chordata, Mammalia, Rodentia, Spalacidae. Gene Ontology annotation, cellular component: membrane. Gene Ontology annotation, molecular function: zinc ion transmembrane transporter activity. The transcript has 10 exons. The record is from RefSeq and is a predicted model, not a curated record.